Messenger RNA from Gasterosteus aculeatus aculeatus (three-spined stickleback), 1344 nucleotides. RefSeq names its product coagulation factor XI. The record is from RefSeq and is a predicted model, not a curated record. Gene Ontology annotation, molecular function: protein binding. Gene Ontology annotation, biological process: proteolysis. Lineage: Eukaryota; Metazoa; Chordata; Actinopteri; Perciformes; Gasterosteidae. Gene Ontology annotation, cellular component: extracellular region.
GUGUGUGUGUGUGUGUGUGUGUGUGUGUGUGUGCCGUCCUCUCAAAUUGAAGUAUAAAUAGCUGUUUUUGAAGAAUCCUCACUAAAGUCUGAACCGAAGAUGGAAGCACAUUGGAUUUUAGGGGUUCUGCUAUCUGUCUUCAGCCUCUCCCUUAGUCAAGCAUGUAGACAACAGCUUCUGGAGGAUGUAGAUUUCCCUGGAUCAGACAUCCAAUUUGUCUUCUCUCCCGAUGUCAAUCACUGUCAGCAACUUUGCACCCAGCACCCGGCCUGUCUCUUCUUUUCCUUUCUUCGUGCUGAGUGGACCCGGGACGACAGGAACUUCUACUGCUACCUCAAGACUACUUCUUCUGGAGAACCCGAUGUGCAGAAUCCGGUGGAGGGGAUCACCUCUGGAUAUUCUCUCAAACCCUGCAGCCCAGAUUCAAAGCCUUGUCUGCCUCAGCUGUACAAUGGCGUGGACUUCCCAGGUGCUGACUACAAAGCCUUGUUCACAGAAGAUGCUGAGGAGUGUCGGAGAGCCUGCACACAGGACCCUGCCUGUCAGUUUUUCACUUUUCUAAAUGAAGACUUCACACCAGACGUUUACAGGUACAAGUGCCACCUUAAAUUCAGCUGGCCAGUGGCAACACUUCCAGUUGUUGAAAGAACAGCUGGUUUAGUGUCUGGAUUCUCCAACAAAGUAGAAACAUUUCAAGAGGGUAAACCAGCAUGUCAGGGAAAGCUUUUUCCAAACACCAACAUCCCAGGAAAUGACAUUCUGGAUCUUCCUGCUGCCUCCCCUGGACACUGUCAGAACCUGUGCUCUGCUCACUCAGUCUGCACCGCCUUCUCUUUUGUCAGUGACAACUUCAAUUGUUACCUGAAGGUAAACGACGAUGCACUGAUUCUCACAGCAAAAGAUCGAAUCACAUCUGGACUACCGGCACGCUUCUGUCAGCCAGACAACAGCUGGGUCAACAAUGCUCUUGAAAGAGUCGAUUUCCGGGGUAGUGACAUUCGCUAUGAACUGAUGGACGAUGCGGUCUCUUGUCAGAGGACCUGUAAUGUGGAUCCUAACUGCCAGUUCUACACAUAUGUCAACAAAGACUUCCCUGACAGCAAUAUCAGGCGCCGCUGCCACCUCAAGCGGUCCAUCACCAUGCCCGCUCCUCCUAGAGUCACCAAACUGGCCAAUGUCGUAUCAGGCUUCCAAUUGAGGAACUGCGUGUAAAGUGCUCCAGAAAAUCCAAAAUAUAUUAUUGCUUUGUUUCUUUAAUCUGGCUGCUUGAUUCAACAUCAGUUGAAUGCAGUACAUGAUUAUUUUUGUGUCUAAACAAGAGUAAUAAAAUACAGACUAUUGGUU